AUGCUUCCCAAUGAUCGUCUAGUCAUGGAUGUGCCACUGGCCGUAGGCAUUGGCCUUGUGGCAAGCUUUGUCCAGAGUUUAGGCUUGACAGUACAGCGCCGCUCGCAUCUCCAAAAUGAGAGUCUACCCGAAGACAUGCGAAAGUCCGAGUGGCGGCGACCGCUCUGGAUCAUAGGCUUUGUGGUGUUCUUGGGCGCCAAUAUCAGCGGAACAAUCUUCCAGAUUGGUUCAUUGCCCGUGGUAAUCCUUGCACCUCUUGGAGCUCGCCCGCCAUUUGUGAUGCUUGCGACGCUGUUUGCGCUGGUUUUCUUAUCAAUGUUGUGCAUGGCGCACCUCACAGAAUGGCAGCUUGUCUGGCAACAUAAAAACCCGUCCCGCUGGAAAUCGGGACGCACAAGAGGGCGUGCCUAUAUGCGCCGUCAUCGAACAGCUCCGGCACUAGCCACUGUGGCAGAGCGACGAUCGAUUGCGCCGCCUACCAUCCCCGUCGCCUACGCCCAGCGAUGCGUCAACGCAGUCUUGGAUACACCGUCCGUCGCAUCGUCCUACAGUCUUGGCGCUCGCAGUGAUUUACAGCGCCUCCAGUGGUACAUUGAGUGCCUUAAACUCGCUGAUCCCGUGCUGGUGGCGCCAUUGGCGUUCUGCUUUUACAACAUCUCCUCUAUAACUCUGGGACUCGUGUACUUUGAUGACCUCUCCCUUCUCUCCUGGACCAGCGUGCUGAUGGUCGUACUGGGCACGUGCCUACUGCUAUGUGGUGUAUGGACCAUUAGUCUUCAUCGCAUGCCUUCCUCAACGGAUGAAGAAGACAGCCGCCAAGAAGACCUUUGCUGGGGCCCAGGUUGGCACGACGCAGCGCCAAUUUCACCUAUCCGUGAUGAAGAGCGCAUGCCCCUUCGUGGAGAGACCGAGCAUGUGGCCACCAACACCCAAUCGACCCUUGAUUUGUCAACUCCAAGGCGUCCGUCGACGUGGACCCCCCGAGAUGCAGGUGCACGGUCGUCUUCAAUCGAGCUGGACCAUGCGCUGACCGAAGGAAUCUACUCGUCGGAUCAGGCGCAUACAAAGCGGACGUGUGGGCCUACCUUAUACGACAUUUUGGUCGAACGUGGCUUAAGCAUCGGUUUGAGUCCCAGCUCCCCAGGCUUCCAUGUUCAGACUCGGCGCCGUAUGACCGGGCCCGCAGCGCCGCAGGAUUCUUGA
Molecule: messenger RNA, 1203 nt
Organism: Malassezia sympodialis ATCC 42132
Lineage: Eukaryota; Fungi; Basidiomycota; Malasseziomycetes; Malasseziales; Malasseziaceae
Exons: 6
Coding region: 1-1203 (400 amino acids)
Biological process (GO): magnesium ion transport
Cellular component (GO): membrane
Molecular function (GO): magnesium ion transmembrane transporter activity
Source: RefSeq, a predicted model, not a curated record